AUGACACCCCGUGCAGCGUCCACCUCAGACCGACCACCUGUUGCGCACCACAAGUCGCCCCAGCGGCCCAGCCCCCUGCGUCUUUUUAUGUUUACGUUGUUGACAAUCGUCGCGAGCACCGCAUUCCAGAUUGUGCGUUCUGGAGCGACGAUCAAUGAUGUGCCGCACUUCUUCAGCAGGGAGGGCCCAAUUGCGGAUCUCUGGCAAAUGGGGACGAAAGCUUCCACUGUAACGCUGUAUGGCUCUCGACUAUCCCCAUCAACCCAACGCGUCGAGCUGAUCUUGAGAGAAAAGGACAUACCUUAUGAUUUCGUCUCAGUCAAUAUGAGAGAGAAGGAACACAAGUCGGAGAGCCAUUUUACCAAGCAGCCGUUUGGCCAGGUACCUGUGCUGGUAGAUGGUUCGCUUCAACUCUACGGUAACUCAAGUUCUGAACAGGAGCAUAUGUGCAUGGAGCUCAUGGUUGUGCUAGAAUCCCGAGCUAUUGGCCGGUACCUUGCCGGCUCUUAUCCAUUCCGGGGCAUGCCACUCUAUCCCAUGUCUAACCUCACGAGGAUGGCGUGGACGGAGCAGGCGGUCAGUGUGGAAAUGUCGGAUUUUGACCCUGUCUUGUCUGGCCUACUGGUGGAGAUGAUUUACAAGGGGGGCGAGCCGGACUUCGAACGGGUUCAACACCUGAAGGAGCAGCUGAGAGUCAAGAUGGAGGGGUACGAAAGAAUAUUGGACCGGCAGAAAUUUCUUGCUGGAGAAGCACUGACGCUCGCGGAUCUAUUCCAUCUGCCUGUUGGCACGGCCGUGCUGAAAAGGUUGAACAUCGUCUGGUAUGAUGGAUUCCCAAGCGUGGAACGGUGGUGGAAAGACAUCUCAAGCCGCCCAUCUUGGAAGGAGAUCGAGAACCGUUCAUGAGAAAAUGCUUCUGAUGUGUCGAAAAUUCCUCAGUCAUCUUCACCACAAACUAGCUUUAUCGGGCAAGAUAGGAUGUUUGCUUGUCAUCGUCAUGUGAACAACGUUGUCCCGUGGAAAUGAGCCCCUGUAUUCUCAAAGGUGUCGACACAUAUACAAUCAUUACAAAUC
This is a messenger RNA of Dacryopinax primogenitus, 1074 nucleotides long. RefSeq names its product glutathione S-transferase C-terminal-like protein. Bases 1 to 906 code for a protein of 301 amino acids. Gene Ontology annotation, cellular component: cytoplasm. The transcript is spliced from 7 exons. Lineage: Eukaryota; Fungi; Basidiomycota; Dacrymycetes; Dacrymycetales; Dacrymycetaceae. Gene Ontology annotation, molecular function: glutathione transferase activity; glutathione binding. The record is from RefSeq and is a predicted model, not a curated record.